Messenger RNA from Corticium candelabrum, 1421 nucleotides. Its product is annotated as tetratricopeptide repeat protein 5-like. The record is from RefSeq and is a predicted model, not a curated record. The coding region runs from base 8 to 1303 and encodes 431 amino acids. NCBI's taxonomy places the organism in Eukaryota, Metazoa, Porifera, Homoscleromorpha, Homosclerophorida, Plakinidae. The transcript has 10 exons. Gene Ontology annotation, molecular function: protein binding.
UACCAGUAUGGAGGCGGCCGAGGAAGCUGUUCGUGAGCUUUAUGAUUUUCGAGAUCGUUACUUUGAACGCCAUGACAUUUCUAGAGCGUCAGAAAAGGCGAAAUGCGUUGAUGAGAGAAUGACGGCUACCCUGCAAAAACUAGACGAGUUACCAGAUGAAGAUUUGGACGUGAAAACGAAAGCGCGUUUGAUGUUUCUUCGUGGUCACGCUAACAACGUUGUGCCUGAUUUCAACGAGAAAGGCGAACAGUUUCUAUCUCGUGCUGUGAAAUUGGAUCCAACACUAACAGAGGCGUGGAACUCACUAGGAGAAUGCUACUGGAAACAGGGUAAUGUCAAGGGAGCGUUCGACUGUUUCAAUGGAGCUCUGAGACAAGUUCAGAACAAAGUAUCACUAAGAAAUGUUUCUAUGAUUUUACGACAAACUGGUGAAGGGGCUGCUGAACGGUUUAAGAAUUUCAAACUUAGUGUUGAGAAAGCAAAAGAAGCAGUGAGUAUGGAUGUGUCCGAUGGAAUCUCAUGGUAUGUUUUGGGAAAUGCUUAUCUGUCAUUGUUUUUCAUCAGCGGAAACUCUGAUAGUCUCCUGAAGCAAUGCAUGACAGCGUAUGCACAAGCGGAAAAGGAUCUGUUGGCUGCCAACAAUCCCGAUCUUCACUAUAAUCGAGCAGUUGCAUAUCAAUAUGAAGAAAAAUUUCAACUUGCUCUUGAUGGUUUCAUGAAAGCGGUUGCUUUUGAUCCCAACUGGACGGAGCCUCAAGAACAUGUUGACAGGCUAGAAGCUUACCUUGUGAAAGUCAGUGGCAUGGCCACAAACAAAGGGAGGUUGAAGCCAAAGAAAUUAGUGUUGCUGCAACAGGGUAUUUCUGAAAAAGAUCUUGGGCCGUAUAAUGGAGGACAGUAUGUUAGACCAACUGGACAAACAGUUGAUUUGAGAGAAGUUCCACUAAGCGAGUUGAGGGAAGGCAUUAAUGGAGAAGUGAUUGUAGUGGGAAAAGUUGUGGGAGUCAUUACAUCGACAGGAAACAUUACAUCACAGACACUAGCUGUGGUUGACAAGGUUGGCUCAUGUGUCAUCGUUACAAUAUUUCACAUGUCAUCAUCAACAGCGCCUUUGAUAGGAGAUUCUUUAGCAAUUCCAGAACCACAAUAUCAAAUCACAAACGUUCAUUGUCCUAAGCAAGGUCAUCUUUCAUUCCCCAGCAUCAGAGUUGAUAACCCAUUAUGCUUGGUAGUCAACAAACAUCGAGUAAGCAAAGAGAAGUUAGUUCCUUCUGUUCUCGAUAUCGUGAAUAAGAGUGAAUAGUCAAUACCAGUUGUUAUAAUUCAGAGACCAAACAGUGUAACUGAUAUUAACUUUACAAAUUGCUACAGACAAAAUGUUAAUUGAGCGUACAAUUUAUUGAAUUCUCUUGAGCAGCUAA